This is a messenger RNA of Syzygium oleosum, 1045 nucleotides long. RefSeq lists its product as uncharacterized. NCBI's taxonomy places the organism in Eukaryota, Viridiplantae, Streptophyta, Magnoliopsida, Myrtales, Myrtaceae. The transcript has 3 exons. The coding region runs from base 222 to 773 and encodes 183 amino acids. The record is from RefSeq and is a predicted model, not a curated record.
AAGGAGCGGACCGGUACACACCAACAGCGAACCUACGUGGCUUGCGAAUCUCCCGUUCAAGAACUCUCCUUCUCUCUCUCUCUCUCUCUCUCUCGCUGUGCAGAGAAUCGCCAAAGCUUCGAUCUUUUUGGCUGAAAGUGAUCGAGUAGAAGCUCCAUUGGUGCGUCGGGAAGCCUCCAUCGUCUUCCUGGUGGCACUGCACUACCACAAGUGGGUGAAAGAUGGGUCAGGCAUUUCGUCGAGCGGCUGGUAGGAUCAAGGCGGCGCCGGGUUCGGGCGUGGCCCAGCCUUCCAGACCGAAGCCCGUCGCGGAUGUGCGGCCGCCCGUCGCCUCCGCCGGCUCGCCGGACGCCUCAGAUGUGGCGGCUAAAGCUAAUGCAGAUAACGUCCUCGAAGAACGCGAUCCCCAGUAUGAUGUGAUGCUUAGCCAGAUGGUGGGUCGAAUUCAAUCAAAACCUGGAGGGAAACUUGAGAUGGGUGAGGCCUUUGUGGUGGAAAAGUACAAUAGGCCGAUGCCAAAACUACGAAACACGAAACCAGAUUCUGGUAGAUAUGAGGAGCAGCCGGUCCCUCAGGGAACUCUCAAUGUAGCACAGGUACGCCAAAUCAUCCUCUUGCAUCAAGGGAAAGCCGAUGAUCAUAGCGGCCCCAUGGGCAUCCAGCAGAUCGCCGAAAAGUUUCGGGUGGAUGUCACACAUGUUCAGAAGAUCCUGCAGUUUGUGUCACUACCUCUAGAAGACAGCAGCAAAGGGAGUGCCAAUAAGGACAGUUGACGAUCCCCAUGAACUUUGAAGCUUAGCUCGUGUAUUACCAUGCAAUUUUGGUCAAAUAAGAGAUGAUCAGAUAUGACAGAAACGCCUUUUACACCGGGUAGAAUUGUCUUCAUAGUCAUCGUAUCAGUGUACACGUCUAUUUACGGCAUGUUUGCUGAUGCCGGGAGAAUUUUUGUAUGGUUUACGUUUACAGAACUGAUCUUUUCUUUGACACAUCGGGGACGUAAAACUGACUCUGAAAAUUCAAGGUUUAUGCAAAUUUUUUCGCCAGA